AAGCAGUGGUUGCUAAAAGACAAGAUGUGGAAAACCCUAAUCUUUUAGUCUUAGCCCGGACAUUAGAGGAACACUUGUUAACCAAUGGUGAAAAGAGUGAAAAAUCUCGGGGUAUCAUAUUUGUGCGAAAACGAGCCUUGGCAGAGGCUGUUGUAUCCUGGAUAAAAAGAGGUGAAAUGAAAUUCCUGAAUCCUUAAGUGUUCACUGGAACCAAUGCUAGUGAGGAGCAAGGAGGAAUGUCUCAGCUACAACAGCAAAAUGCUAUUGAAAAGUUUGCAAGUGGUGAGGUUAGACUGUUGGUAGCAACUUCUGUUGCUGAGGAAGGUCUUGACAUCCCUGAAUGUAACCUAGUCAUAAAGUAUAACCAUGUUGGCAAUGAAGUUACUACUGUGCAGACAAGAGGGAGAAGUAGAAAACAAGGUGGUGUCUCUGUCCUUUUAGCUACACAAAUUAUUCUGAACAGAGAGAAAAAUAACCAAGAAAGGAUGAAGUUAAUGAACAAAGCAAUUAAAGCUAUUGCUGAAAUGAAAGAAUCUGACAUCAUUGAAUACAUCAAUACUUAUCAGUUAAAAGUCAUUAAAGAGUCAGAGAUUGAAAAAGAACUUAAGAAAAAAAGGAAAGUUGAAUAAAAAAGUGAGGUUUUUAAAAUGGUGUGCUCACGUUGCAGAAAAGUUGGAGUUAACAAUACAAAAUUGAGAACUAUCUUUGAAAAGUAUAGAAUUUCUAUUGACAGGGACUUGGUGAAUAGUGGGAAAAUAAAAAUUGUUGAAAGAAGAAGUGGACAAAUAAUGGAUGAAAUUGAAUUCCUAGGACCUGUAUAUUGUCAAGGAGAGCCAAACUCAGGAAAAGUUUGUGGAAAUCCUUUGGGUCAAAUGAUCAAGUAUGAAAAAGUUCAUUACUUUGCUGUUGGCAUAAAGAAUUUUGGAUUUUAUUUGGGUGACAAUCAAGAUUUGCGUCUGUUUAAGAAAUGGAAGCAAGUGCCAUAUGUUAUAGAGGAACUCACCUUGGAUGAUACUAAAAACUACCUUUUGGAAAGAGAGGAUAACUUCACAAAUGAUAUCAGUGAUGACUCUGAUAGCAGUGACAGUGAUGAUGGCUCAAAUCAAGGAGCUUAUGCUCCACCCAUAAAAAAACACACACUGAAUGUUGAGGCUUCUUUAGUAGAAGAUGCUGUUCACAGAACACAAGUUAAAACAGUUUAUUCAAAUACAGAGAUACACUUUGCCAAAAGCAUCAAUAGGCCAGAAAAUGAGGCACCUCAAAGAUUUCAAGAUUGUUUUGACACAAGCACAUUGUCUUCCAUUAGUGGCCCUAUUCACUUGCUUGACUCAUCCAGUUCAAUAGCAACAGCAGAAUAUAGUAGCGAGAGCACUAAUUUGUCUGAACAUUUUUAAUACAAAUAAAAUUCUGCACUUUUAAAAACUAUGGCAAAACAAUUUCCAAGUAAAAUUAAUGUAUAUACUAAAUUUAAAAAAAAUAAAAAGACUUCUUUAGUCAUUAUGAAAUAUGCUCAUAUUUUAUUUCAAAUUUGAAAAAAAAAUGCAUGCUGCAUACGUGUAAAACAAAAUUGAAAAAAUUAUCAAAAAUAAAAACAAUUAACAAAGUUUGAAUCUUACAAAGCACAAAAUGUUUCUAAAAUUAUCUUUCUAAAUUAAAUUUAAUGGCUAUAAACAUAUCCAAAUAGUAUAGUAAAACAAGUAACUUUGUAGUGUUAUCUUUGUUAAAAAUUAUUAAAUAGAACUGAAUUUGGUUUUUUUUCUGAUUUAUACAAACACAAACUUAAAUUAUCUAAGUAUUUAAAAUAUAUAUGAUGUAAUGUUAAUAUUAAUUUAUGUGUUAAAUAAUUAACUAAAUGCACUCUUUGUAUAGAUAAAUGUUCUUAAACUUCUCAUGGCAAUAAUUUUAAUUAUCCUGGUGAUAUUUGCUUCCUAAGAUAAAAAUCUAUGUUGUGGCUUAAAACUGUUUUUAAAAAAAACAUUGCUUUCUUAAAUAUCUUUUUUUGAUGUUUUUGUACAGUACUUUAUAUUUUAUCAUCUCUACUACUUUAAGAAAAGGUCUAUUAAUAGUAUCACUCUUUUAUAUACUAUUAUUUUAAAAAUAAAGUGGAUAACUUUUAAAAUUGUAGCUACACUGUUGUGUUUUUUAUUGUUUCAAUGAAGUUUUAAAAGUUCUGGUUAGGGAUUAUAGUUGAAAAAUACUUCAAAAGCUUUAAUUUAUGUUUUACCUUUGAAUGUUGAUUAUGCUAUUUAUAUUUUAAUGUAUUUAUUAACAAAAUGGUUGUAUUAUACCUGGCAUUCAACAUACACAUAUGAUUAGUAUUUAGUAUAAGAAUGUUAGUGCUUGUUUGUAUACUGUGACUGUGUAACAAAAAGACUAUUCAAAAUGGUGAUUAAAUUAUAAACUUGGUGCCUUA
Physella acuta is the source of this 2413-nucleotide messenger RNA. RefSeq lists its product as uncharacterized. NCBI's taxonomy places the organism in Eukaryota, Metazoa, Mollusca, Gastropoda, Physidae. The record is from RefSeq and is a predicted model, not a curated record.